This is a messenger RNA of Chrysoperla carnea, 2389 nucleotides long. It is a transcript of the gene vvl, whose product is annotated as POU domain protein CF1A. Gene Ontology annotation, molecular function: RNA polymerase II cis-regulatory region sequence-specific DNA binding; DNA-binding transcription factor activity, RNA polymerase II-specific. Lineage: Eukaryota; Metazoa; Arthropoda; Insecta; Neuroptera; Chrysopidae. The transcript has a single exon. Bases 393 to 1622 code for a protein of 409 amino acids. Gene Ontology annotation, biological process: regulation of transcription by RNA polymerase II. The record is from RefSeq and is a predicted model, not a curated record.
UAACAAAUUUAAGUGUGAAUUUUUUUAUUUUUUUAUUUGUUAUGUUGUGUUGUCAAAUUUUGUGUCACAUUAAAAUACAACUGUGACAUGCUUACAUGAAUAUUUGGAAGUCAUGCUGCAACUACAACAAUACUACAAGGGAUAAAACAAUAGUGCAAUCUAGUGUUUAAAUAUAAAAGUUUAAUUGACACAUAGUGUGACAGGGAGCGUGACACUAAAUAAAAAACUGAAAUAACAAUGAUGACACACUUUAAAUCAUUAUUAGUGAAAUAAUUUUAAUACUUUUGAAUAUAUAUUUUUUUUUAAUUUUUGAAAUUUUAUUUUGUGACUGUUGUUUUUAAUAAAACGUCAAACUGGAGUGUGUCAGUGCGGCUAAUCGGCCGCAUAAUUUAAUGUCGGCCGCAACAUACUUGCCAGCCAGCAGUGCUGUCACUGCUGACAUGGAUGGUGUUGUUGGGAUGAAUGUAUUAGGUCAUCCUUACCAUCCGGGCCAUGGGGGUGGUUCACCUCGAUCCGCUGCGGAUGCAAAUGAUAUGAAAUACAUACCCGCUCAACAUCAUCAUCAUCACCAUCACCAUCAUCAAGUGUCAAGUUCACCAUCCCCAGGUGCACAUUCAGUAACACAUCCCUGGGUGAGUUUACAACCUAGUGCCACAGCAUCAGAUCCAUGGGCCGCAUCUAUGGGUAUGCAUACGCACCAUGCACAUCAUGCGACCCAUCAAGAUGUAAAACCCUUAACGGCCCAAGCUGAAUCUAUGGCAGCGGCGGCACAUCAUCGACAAAAUCAAUGGCAUGCACCGGUUGUCUCGUCAGCACAUUAUAAUCCAGGUGCUGGGAGUCCGUUACAACAUUAUCAUGCGGCAAUGAAUGGUAUGUUAGGGCAUCCCCAAGCACCCCAAAUGCAUCACGCCUUAAGGGAUAUGCAUUCACCUGGUGCAUUACAUCAUCAGCAACAUCCGGGUGACCGAGAUGUGAGUGGUGGUGAGGAAGAUACACCCACCAGUGAUGAUUUAGAAGCAUUUGCCAAACAAUUUAAACAGCGACGGAUAAAAUUAGGGUUUACACAAGCUGAUGUUGGUUUAGCAUUAGGUACAUUAUAUGGAAAUGUGUUCUCACAAACCACGAUAUGUAGAUUUGAAGCAUUACAAUUAAGUUUUAAAAAUAUGUGUAAGUUAAAGCCAUUAUUACAAAAAUGGUUAGAGGAAGCGGACUCAACAACAGGUUCACCAACAUCAAUUGAUAAAAUUGCAGCACAAGGUCGAAAAAGGAAAAAGCGUACAAGUAUUGAGGUUAGUGUAAAAGGUGCAUUAGAACAACAUUUUCAUAAACAACCCAAACCUAGUGCACAAGAAAUUUCCUCAUUAGCUGAUAGUUUACAAUUAGAGAAAGAAGUGGUGCGAGUUUGGUUUUGUAAUCGACGACAAAAAGAGAAACGUAUGACACCACCAAAUACAUUAGGUGGUGAAAUGAUGGAUGGUAUGGGUGGCCCACCAACACAUAUGCAUCCUGGCUAUCACCAUCCAGAUAUGCAUGGUAGUCCAAUGGGUGGACAAAGUCAUAGUCAUUCACCACCAAUGUUGAGUCCACAAACUAUGGGUGGUCAUCAGUUAGCGGCACACUAGCAUUUAAUUUCUUGGGCCUCAUCUAAUGCCUCCGCAGCGGCAUUAUUAAGUCAACAUGAUCAUGGGUAGUUGUAUCAGUUCUAUGAUAAAUAUUUUCCAUCAUAAAGAGAAGUCUAAUGGUCAUUUACGUUCAAAUUCUGGCUGAUGCAUUUUUAUUUUUGUAAACCGACAUAGUGCGACAAUCUACUCAAAACGUCAUCUUAAUAAAAAGUGAUUUAAAUUUGAGUGAUAAACGUGAUUUUGUGUUGAUAUUAUUGGUUCGGGGAAAAAUAAUGUAGGCGAGAAACCGACCAUCAAAAUCGGUGAGCGAAAAAAUAUAUCAUUAUUUUUAUAAAUACAAAAAAUCAGUAGUACUAUAUAUUUUUUUUAAAUUUUUAAUUUCUAUAAAAAUAUUUUUACAUACAUUUUUUCGCUUACCGUAUUUUUUUUUAAAAUCAAUAAAAAUGCCACACCUAAAAUAUGUUGGGUUUGUCGCUUACACGGGCAUUAAAUACUCCCACGCAUUUGAUGUUGAAAAACUAACCAUGCCGUCGGGAUGAAAAUGCAGAAAAAUGCAUUGUCCAAAGUUUUCUUGUAUUUUGGUCAGUAUGAAAAUAAAUUAAUGGCCAGUAUUAAUUUUUACUAUAAUUGUUUUUGGAAAAUGUCCAUUUAGUUCUCUUUAUAAAAAAAAUGAGCUUGCCUGAAAUUUUUUUGAAAAAUAGUUCAUUUUCUACCUCAAAACACAUGAAAAUCUUAGAUACACACGCAAAAAAAUUUUUUUAAACGAG